Messenger RNA from Candidozyma auris, 1335 nucleotides. RefSeq lists its product as uncharacterized. NCBI's taxonomy places the organism in Eukaryota, Fungi, Ascomycota, Pichiomycetes, Serinales, Metschnikowiaceae. The coding region runs from base 1 to 1335 and encodes 444 amino acids. The transcript has a single exon. The record is from RefSeq and is a predicted model, not a curated record.
AUGAAGUCGGCCAUAUUUCUGGAGCUGGGGGGACCUAGCAGAUCCAAGGGAUUUCGCAGGUCGUUUCCUUUGAAAAAAGCCAAGUCAAUGCUGCCCUACUCACCUUCCGUGGGAACGCAAAACUCUCCCUUACCUUCAACGCCCACGUCAGCUCCAAAAUCGUCGCCUUGGAACGUUGAUGAGAUGAUAUCGCUGUACAUUGCCCUGGGGCUGCUUCCUAGGCUUCUAUCGCCUAAUUUGCCACCUCAAUUUGCCAAAUCGGACUUUUUGGACAUCUACAAUGACGCAGCCGAUAAAGAGAACGAGACCUUGCACCGUGAAGAGGACCCCGCCAAGCUGCCUCAUGGAUCAGAUAUAGACAAUCUUCCUAUAUCGCUUCUCUCGCCCACAUUGCCGACGAUGUUUGAGCCGAAGGAGCCUUCUGCGCUGUCUAAGUCGCCAAAAAAGGGCUCUAAGCGAGUCCGUUGGAUCAACAAGCUCCACGAUCCAAAAAGACCUCGCUUUCUUGUUAGGAUCACCAUCCCAUCUCUGGCACUCAAAAGUGCCACACCAAAGCUUGCAUUGAAAGGGUUGGGGAUUUCCCAAAUUGACGGUCCAACCAGUCCGGCCAUGGCGACACAUAGCGACGCUGCUUCCCAUUGGCGCAAGGCUGCCAAGGGAGUCAUGACAAACGCAGAGAAUGUGAAGUCCCAGGACCCUCUACUAUCUGUGGUAGUUCAGUUUGACUGGAUUCUAUGCUUGGUUAUUGCUACUGACUACGAAAGCAAGCAAAGCCGUUCCCAUGUACACGCUGAAAGGGUCUGGAACUCCGUUCUCAUCGAAAUACCUCCAUUCGUUUCAAGAAUCGAAGAUUACAUCAAAACUUACAACGUUCAAGACAAAAAGAAAGCUUAUCUUACUUUUCUUGUGGGCGUUCUCACGACUUUAAAAGCUCUUGUUGUGAAACGAAUAAAUCAUAGCUUAUUGUCAGCUGAGCCACUUCAAACAAGCUCGGGUAAGGCAGUUGAGAUUCAAAGACUAAUAAUCGAGAAUUAUCAAUCCAUUACAGACAUUCUUGCUGAUGCACAAUCUUUCUUCAUGCGAUGUCCUUCACCUUCAACCGUGUUUCCAAAAAGCUGGCAUAACAGGUCAACACCCGUGCAAAAGACAAAAACUGAUCUACCUCUUUAUCCAGCGACAGACAAAUACUACGCGCCUAUUGGGUCAUAUUCAGACGUGAGAGACGCAUGUGGAUAUCUAUAUUGUUGUCUACGUGAGUUUAUGGAAUUAUAUGGGCUGGAGAUGAACGAAGGAGCGAAAUACAGUUUCCAAUCAGGUAAGAAAUAUAGUACCUAG